UUCUCUCUCUCACUCUCUCCACAGCUGAGAAGGAGGUAAAAGGAAGAAAAUGGUCGGUGAAAAUGGCAAGAAAUCGAAGCUCGAGUAUGAAGGCUCAGUUCCGGAGCAACAAAUAGUAGAUGGAGAUCUCCUCGUUUCAAUGGAGAAGGUUCAGGAAUUCCAAGACGAGCUUGAGAAGGUGAAUGAAGAGGUGGCUGACAAAGUAUUGGAGGUGGAACGAAAAUAUAAUGAGAUCCGCCAGCCAAUUUAUGAUAGGCGGAAUGAAGUUAUUCAGACGAUUCCCGACUUUUGGCUCACAGCAUUUCUUAGUCACCCAACAUUGUGUGGCCUAAUGACCGAGGAAGAUCCUAAGAUCUUCAAGUAUAUGAAGUCUUUGGAAGUUUUUGAUUUGAACGACGUAAAGUUAGGGUAUUCAAUAACAUUUAAUUUCCGCCCGAAUCCUUACUUUGAGAAUGCCAAGCUCGUCAAAACAUUUUCUGUCGAUACUGAAGGAUGCUGUAAUUUCACUGGCACGGACAUCAAAUGGAAAGAUGGGAGAGGUACUUCAAAUGGCACUGCUCAAGAGAAGGAAGGAAAUAAAAGGCCUUUUGCCGAAGAAAGCUUCUUUACAUGGUUCAGUGAAGCACCAUUUGAGGAACUUUCGGUAGCGAGGCAUGAUGAGGUGGCCAACAUAAUUCGAGAAGAUUUGUGGACGAACCCAUUGCAGUAUUUCAACAUUGAAGGAUAUGAAUUAGACGACGACGACGACGACGACGACGAAGAUGACGAAGAUGAAAACGGAGAGAAUGAUGAGGACGACGAGGAAGAAGAUGAAGAAGAAGAUGAUGAAAGCUAAGCUGACCUUUCCCUUACAUCCCUACCUUUGAUAGGAAUGGUUGGAGUUUUGGGACUUUUCUUUUCUUUCUCCCCCUCCCUCUUAUUUUAUUUUAUUUUAUUUUUUUACAAGUUUGAGAGUGGAAAGGUGUUUUGAAGUUCCUUUUUUUUGAUAGGAAUGGUAGGAGUUCUGAGAUUUUUUUUAUUCUUUUUAAAGCGGAAAGUAAUUUUAUAUGUUGGCGGGGAAAAGUUCUUUUGAUGGUUUGAAGGAUUACAUGUAUAGGAUUGUUUUUUUUGGUUUCUAACAUGAUUUCCGGCCUUUGUGACUUCUGAAGUCCACAACCGGUUUGUGUUCAGGUUUUUUCCAUCUUUCCCCCCCUAAGUUGGGGCAAGUGGGGUCCACUGUUCACUGAUCCAAAGAGUUGGUAUGAUAGGCACCAAAAUUGCUUGAUAUUUGAAUAAGGUAAUUCCUUUCAAUGUGGAACUGAA
Messenger RNA from Magnolia sinica, 1302 nucleotides. RefSeq names its product NAP1-related protein 2-like. The coding region runs from base 50 to 835 and encodes 261 amino acids. Gene Ontology annotation, biological process: nucleosome assembly. The record is from RefSeq and is a predicted model, not a curated record. The transcript has 10 exons. NCBI's taxonomy places the organism in Eukaryota, Viridiplantae, Streptophyta, Magnoliopsida, Magnoliales, Magnoliaceae. Gene Ontology annotation, molecular function: histone binding; chromatin binding. Gene Ontology annotation, cellular component: nucleus; chromatin.